AAGGAGAAGGACUCAGAGAGCGAGCGUCUUCCAGCUGCUCACACCUGCUGGUCAGAACGCUGUGACAUCACUGUGACAUCAUGAGCUCCCCCGCUGGACCCACAAAGGACAGGGCUCCUGUAGGGUCCUCAGACCCCCCCAACAUCCAGGAUAUGGAGCUGAGAGAGGAGUGGCAGGACGACGGCUUCCCCAGACCUCUUCCAGAGGGUCCAGGAGGCCCGGAGAGUCCCACAGGUGGGGACCAGCCAGACCCGCCCACCAGCCUCGCCCUGUCAGGAGGCGGGGCUAAGAAGCGUCUGGUGGCGCCGUCGCUCAGCCUCACUCUGAGCCGCAGAGACUCUCACCCGAGCAACGACGGCCUCUCCGCCGCGGCGCUGUCAGGGACGCCGGAAGAGACGCCGUCACUGAACAUCGACCUGGAGGCUCUGGAGACGCCGUCAGGAAGCGAGACGGGAACGCUGCCCGACGGCUCGCAUGAGCUGGAGUGGGACGAUGACCUCCCCAGGAUGUCGAGGACGGGGGCUGGGGGCGGGGCCACAGUGAUGGCGAGGAGCCCGACAGAGCAGUCUGAGGGUCUGUUGGAGCUGGACCAGGUGGACAGCAGGGGGCGCCGCUGGAGGAAGUUCUGCAUCGCGGGACAGGAGUACCACGUCAACAUGAGCGUCCUAGAGCCGUACCUGCAGGUCCUGUCGCAUGGAGGUUACUAUGGAGACGAGAUGAACGCCAUCAUCCUGUUCACCUCCUGCUACCUGCCCGAGAACACGAUAGAGAACUACGAGUACGUCAUGGACAACCUGUUCAGGUACAUCGUGGGGACGUUGGACCUGAUGGUCUCAGAGAACUACCUGCUGGUCUACAUGUGUGCCAUGGCUCCCAGAAACAAGGUCCCGGCCAUCAAAUGGCUCCAUCAGUGCUACACCUCCAUCAACAGGAGGCUGAAGAAGGACCUGAAGGGUCUCCUGGUGGUCCAUCCUGCCUGGUACAUCAAAGCACUUCUGACUGUGAUCAAACCCUUCAUCAGUGAGAAGUUUGGCAGGAAGAUCCGCUUCAUCCAGAAUCUGCAGGAGCUGUCAGAGUUCAUCCCCACAGAGCGUCUGCAGAUCCCUGACUCCAUCCUCAGGUUUGAUCAGAGUUUGAGAAGAUGAUGAUCACUGACUCCCAGAGGUCUACGGACUGUUUGGAUCCUGAAGGUCAAAGGUCGUCUGGAGUUCUAAGAGCCUCUCGGGUUGAUGACCUUUGACCUUUGUUUGUACAGAAGACUUUAUUUAUACUGUCAGUCUUUAAAUUAAGUAAGGGGGGGGGGUAAGUUAAGCGUCUGGUACUCCUGCAGCUUCAGACUCACCUGGAUCCAAACACACUGAGUGUUAGCUUGACCCUGAUGGUUGUGGAUCUGUUUGGAUCUGGUUCUAUGUGGACUCUUGUUCUCUGUAGACCCCAAACUGAACCUGACGCUCAGUGUGAUAUUUCUUUUCUGUCACCUUCAUCAGAAUGUUUUCGACAUGUGGAUCUAAAAAUAAUCGACCUGACUCCUCCCCCUCACAGGUGACUCCUCCCCCUCACAGGUGAGUCACCUGUGAGGUCUGAUGAUGUCAUGCUGUGUUUUAUAGAACGUGUUUAAUUAACGUCAACAAGCAGAGAACCAACAGAACAACGUGUGCUCAGAAUGAUUCAUGUAAAUACUGUUUAUUAAAGGAGUCUGGGUUUGUGUUCAU
Molecule: messenger RNA, 1712 nt
Organism: Notolabrus celidotus (New Zealand spotty)
Lineage: Eukaryota; Metazoa; Chordata; Actinopteri; Labriformes; Labridae
Gene: bnipl
Product: BCL2 interacting protein like
Exons: 10
Coding region: 81-1145 (354 amino acids)
Biological process (GO): apoptotic process
Cellular component (GO): cytoplasm
Source: RefSeq, a predicted model, not a curated record